Molecule: messenger RNA, 570 nt
Organism: Gossypium raimondii (Peruvian cotton)
Lineage: Eukaryota; Viridiplantae; Streptophyta; Magnoliopsida; Malvales; Malvaceae
Exons: 1
Coding region: 1-570 (189 amino acids)
Source: RefSeq, a predicted model, not a curated record
AUGGCACCAACUCCCUUAUUGAAUAUACUCAUUGAAAACAAACUGAAUGGAAAUAACUAUAAGGAAUGGAAAAUGAACCUGAUAAUUGUCCUAAGUUGUGAGAAACUUAAAAAAGUUCUUGAUAUUAAGUGCCCUUCAGCCACUCAAGCUGAGGCUAGAAAAUGUUGGGAAGAGUCUGAUGAGAUAGCUCGUUACUAUAUGCUGGCAAGCGUGACCAAUAGUCUGUAUAAGCAACUGGAGAGUUAUAAGACUGCUAAAGCGAUUCUAGAUAAGCUAGAGGACAUGUUUAGAGGCCAAGCUACAUUGGCUAAACAAUUUGCUAUAACUUGCUUAAUGAAUUCCCAGCAAAAGCCUAGCACUCUGGUCAAAGACCAUAUGAUCACUCUUAUGGGCUACUUUGUCGAAGCCGUGAACAAAGAGGCCAAUAUGGACCAGAACACUCAAAUUGAGAUAGUCUUCAAAAGCUUAUCCAAGGAUUUUGGUGGUUUUCGAGCUGUAUAUAACCUUGGCAACAAAAACCUGAUGCUCACACACCUCAUGAAGGACUUACAAUCAUAUGAGUUGAUGUAG